Molecule: messenger RNA, 2170 nt
Organism: Struthio camelus australis
Lineage: Eukaryota; Metazoa; Chordata; Aves; Struthioniformes; Struthionidae
Gene: FOXG1
Product: forkhead box G1
Biological process (GO): regulation of transcription by RNA polymerase II
Cellular component (GO): nucleus
Molecular function (GO): DNA-binding transcription factor activity; sequence-specific double-stranded DNA binding
Source: RefSeq, a predicted model, not a curated record
GGAGGGGGCCAAGGACGGGGAGAGCGCGAAGGAGGGCGAGAAGAAGAACGGCAAGUACGAGAAGCCGCCGUUCAGCUACAACGCGCUCAUCAUGAUGGCCAUCCGGCAGAGCCCCGAGAAGCGCCUCACGCUCAACGGCAUCUACGAGUUCAUCAUGAAGAACUUCCCCUACUACCGGGAGAACAAGCAGGGCUGGCAGAACUCCAUCCGCCACAACCUCUCCCUCAAUAAGUGCUUCGUCAAGGUGCCCCGCCACUACGACGACCCGGGCAAAGGGAACUACUGGAUGUUGGACCCCUCCAGCGACGACGUCUUCAUCGGGGGCACCACGGGCAAGCUCCGCCGGCGGUCCACCACCUCGCGGGCCAAGCUGGCCUUCAAGCGGGGCGCCCGCCUCACCUCCACCGGACUGACAUUCAUGGAUAGGGCAGGAUCCUUGUACUGGCCUAUGUCCCCCUUCCUCUCCCUGCACCAUCCCCGGGCCAGCAGCACUUUGAGUUACAAUGGGACCACGUCCGCCUACCCCAGCCACCCCAUGCCCUACAGUUCAGUGUUGACUCAAAACUCCUUGGGAAACAACCACUCCUUUUCCACGUCUAAUGGGUUAAGUGUUGAUAGACUAGUCAAUGGAGAGAUACCUUAUGCCACUCAUCACCUCACAGCAGCAGCUCUGGCCGCCUCAGUGCCGUGUGGCUUGUCAGUUCCCUGCUCUGGCACCUAUUCCCUAAACCCCUGCUCUGUAAACCUUCUAGCAGGACAGACAAGUUACUUUUUCCCCCAUGUUCCUCACCCUUCAAUGACUUCUCAAAGCAGCACUUCAAUGACGGCCAGGGCAGCCUCCUCCUCCACGUCGCCACAGGCGCCCUCCACUCUGCCCUGUGAGUCCUUAAGACCUUCUUUGCCAAGUUUUACAACGGGACUUUCUGGAGGACUUUCUGAUUAUUUCACACAUCAAAAUCAGGGGUCUUCUUCAAACCCUUUAAUACAUUAACAUCCAUGGGAUCAGACUAUGCCAGGAGAAACUGCCUCUACCUGCAAGAAAGGCGGCCGAUGACACUUGGGGAUGGGAGACCUUCGCUGGCACCGGGGGCAGCUUUUCCAGGAAGGUAGGAGCAUCUGAAAGGAGCCCUUCUUUUCCUUCGGGGCUCUCCUGAUCCGCUGCAGCAGGAGCUGGUGUCGCGCAGAGUCUCGCUCGUGACGGGGGCCGAGGGAUGGGUCUGCCGCGGUCCGUCUGGGGGGAAGACCUCGCCAACCUCCCCAUUCACUUGGAGACCCUCCAAGAUAAGUCUUCGCCCUGCAUUGUUCAUUAGUGGAAGGACAAGAAGUCGCACCCCCCUCCCCGUUUAUUUUCCACUCAGAAAUGAUCUGAUUGCAAGUAUUUGAGAUUAGAUUGUCUGUUAAAUUAAGCAUACCCGAGAGCAGAGAGGUAGCUGCCAAAAAAUCUGGCUAAAGUCUGGCUAUCGAGUAAAAAAGCAGGAUUAUUUGUCAGCUAGGGUAGACAGUCUUAAAAAAAUUGAAAAUGUUGCAUUCUCAUAUAAAUAAGAAAAAGCCUUUUCUAAGGCACUGUGUUUCCCAGAAGGCUACAAUACUUUUGAGAAUUUAAUAUGGGGAUUAUUCACCAGUCACCAGACUGUUCUUUUGAGGCAAAAAUCCCGGGUAUGUUAUAAGACAGUUUGCUUUUUUCCUCCUUUUUGUGCUCCGCACACAAACAAACAUAGCGCAUCCCCCCACAAAUUUAUUUCCAAAGGGGGGGGGGUGUUGGCUCCGACAAGACUUUUCACGAGAGCCUAAAUGAGGCAAAACUGGGACAGGCGUACACGGACACAUUGUUAAAGUGGUCAGUGGAGGGAUAUGGCUAAAAGCAUCACAUAAGCUUUAAUAUUUUUUAUGCUAUGGCUCAUAGCUGACUUUCAAACGCUCUAGCUAUAAGUAAACGUCCUUUUAGUUUUCUGAACUACGCUUCCGAUGGCUAGUGCAUCGGGACGUGAGAAGCACGGUGGUGUUGAAGGGCAAGGGUCUUCUUAGUGUACAUUAUACGCACUUAUAUGUGUCUGUGAGAAAACAGAUGUGAAGUGUGGAAAUAAAAAUAGCAAUUUUAUUUUGUCAAUGGAUUUUUCCCCUAUAUAUAUGUAGUCUCUCCCUAAAAAUACGCACACAUAUAUAUUUCCCU